GUGCAGUGUCAUGGUGACAGAUCCAUCAGCUGCUGCUGAGGGCAUGCCAGAGGAAGCAGCAGCUGACCGACGGAAUUCAGCAAAGAAAACCCCGCGAUCUCGACAGAACACACCUGCGAGCUGAGCGGUGACGUCGUUGUUACCUCCCGCUUUGGUGCGACCACAGGGACCGGUCUUGCCACUGCUGAUUUCCUGGUUGCGAAUGACGCUGGUAUCCUGCUCAAAAGGAUUGGGCGUCGCGCCAUUCCGGGGAGUCGAAGCGAGGAUGCCUAGAGAGUGCCGUGAGCGACAGUUGUGGGGCCGAGGAAAAUGUGGACCAACCGAAGCCUGCGCCUGCCACGCCAUUCGCGCCUUGGAUCUUGGUAAUCGUUCCGUGCGCUGACACGUUCAACGUGCAGGUGUGAAGGAGAGCGACGAAAACAAGAAGAGCGCGAGACAGCAUGGUGAUUAUUUGAAAGAGGAUGGAGGAUACUUGGGCGGCUGGCCGAUGUAGAUCGCAGAAAAGAUAGUAGUGAAGCGUGGAACAGGACUAGCCUGGGUAUUACUGCAGUAGAGAAGUAGUGGAAGAUUGAGCUGAGGAUGAACGAGCUUUCGUCUUGCUUUUAUACCGAGUUUACGAUUUAAACUCCAUUGAGCAGCCGUAGUCGUUGUCGUAGUUGCAAGAUUAAAAUAGACAAUGACAUCUUGCUGGCCCCUCAUCGAGACGGCAGAUUGACGAGAAAGAGUCAACGACGCAGGAUCGUGACGUGCAUUGCAUUGCGCGUCGACGGCAGUGUUCGCAUUUGGAAAGGGAUAAUCUUCGGGAACAUUCCAGGCGACUUAGGAGGACAGCUGAAUGCUUCGAGAGGGCAACUGUCCAUGACAAAGUUGACAGUCCGCAACGAGCUUGCUGAACGAAGGGACGACGGGGGGACGAUUGUCAAGGUUAUUUUAAUACCAGCUGUUGUCGAGCUUAGCAAUAAUAUGUUUGCUCUGACAUCACCAGACGAUUGGCAUUGAAAGAGCCGCCUCUACUGAGAUCGUUCGAGGGGAAAUGCCUCUGUGUAUGGGGGCCUUCGGGUUCAUCGGAUGCUUGCAUGAUUCGGGCUGACUGAGAGAGGGAGAGGGCUGAGUAAUCCGGAGGCGGCAAACAAGCACGUGCUUGCGCCUACCUUGAAGGCGCUUGCAGUUCUUGGGCAUCAGCCAGGGCUGUUCCCCUCCACCUCUUAUCGUUCGUCAGCAUGGCCACCGCGGCGUCGCCAGCUGUCACAUCUCAUACAACGAGCCAACCUGUCUCCCCGGCAUCCGUAUCCUACCAGAAUAACCACAUCGACCUCACAAGCGACGACGACGAUGACGAUGACACGACCGAUUACUCUAGGUUUGCGAAGCGGCCACGCGUCGAUUCAUCGAGAGUGUCGCAGUCCGGCCAGUUUCCCUCGGCCAUCCCGACAACAAACGCUCGUCCCAAUUAUCAGCCGUAUGCGCCCUCGAAUUUGAAUCCCAUCGCCUACCGGCCUGCUUUCGCCUCAGCGACUCCAUCUGCCUUUGUUUCUGCGCCGCCUUCUGUCCCUGCCGUCGCUCCUCCCCGCGCUUUCCAACAACCCGUCGCUGGUCCAUCGAGAGUGCCUUCUGCCGCAGGACCGCACGUUAUUGAUCUCACAACGUCGCCUUCGCCUCCUCCUCCUCUCAUGAACGGACCCCCGAACCUUCCGGCAGAUCUCCCGCCGAAGACGCCUGUAUGCAUCGGACAACUCGGCGUUACAGCUCUUGUCUUAUAUCCGACGCAAUACCUGCUUCCAUCCUCAAACAUGCACGAGGAAUGGGCACCAGUCCGUCUGCAGUACGAACACAGCCCUACCAAGCCUGUGGGCUCGACGGAAACGAUCCAUAUCAAGGCACCGCAGGGACGGGGGGCGAACGGAGAACAACUGAUGGGCGAGGCGUUUGGUGUGGUGGAGCAAAAGGUGGCAUCUGCGUUGGGGCCCAUGUUGGGAAAGGGUCUUAUCCGUCUAGACGCGAAAAUAGAUUACCCGUUCUCCCAGCUUCCUAUCCUGCCUCUCCAAAUGCUCGUUUACACGCCCAAGGGCAACAUCCCUGUCGUUGGAAACUACCUACAUCAAUGCGGGUUGCUCCUCGAUCAUCCUUCACCUCCAUACGAUAUGUUUCGCAUCCUUGGGCAGAAUCAGCAUUAUCACAACCCGCACAAUCCACCACCAGGCGGCCAUCGCCCUCAGCAAGCCCGUCCUUUCGUCCAGCAAUCGAACAUGAGCCGAUGGAGUACGCCUCAGGUGUCGGGCAAGAGCGUAGAGGUACAGAGAAGUCAAGUAGACGAGCUAUUCCAAAGCCUGAAGAGUGGCGAUGAAUUGAUGGAGACGGAACCCAGUUCGGAUGUGGCGACCAGGCUGUAUCCGCACCAGAAGAAAGCAUUGACCUUCUUGUUAGAACGAGAACGGGAGAAACCGGGGCCAGACGGGAAGUUCUCUUCUCUAUGGCAGCAACGCGGCCAUACUUCACAACCUAACUGGUUCCACACGAUCACCAUGAAAGAGACAUACCAGGAACCUAAAGAGGCCAAGGGUUCCAUCCUCGCAGAUGAUAUGGGUCUCGGGAAAACGAUCACAUGUGUUUCUCUGAUCGCUGCGACUUUACCUUCUGCUCGCCAAUUCGCAUCGACCCCUCCGGACUCCUUCGCUCACAUUCGCGACGACUCGGAGCCACCGUCCCCCUCCGGCUUCGCAGGCAGCGUAUGGAACAUGCCAGAUACCGCUGCGUCCAUCAAGGCGAAACAAAAGGCCGCCCGAGCGCAGGAGAAGCUGGACGCCGAGCACGUGCGAGCGUCGCGAAUCAAAGCCAAGAGUCGCGCGAGCUUGAUCAUUUGUCCGUUGUCGACUGUGUCGAAUUGGGAAGACCAGUUCCGGGAGCAUUGGCGGGGGCAAGUGCAUGUCGUCGGAGGCGCAGGCGGAUGUGUGCCCGCCACGGCUUCGCAGGCGAUGACGCAGGCUCUGUCCAAUCCUUCGACGUUCCUCGAGGAUGGCAAGUCCCAUGGAUCUCCUCUGCGCGUUUAUAUCUACCACGGCAAUGCCCGCAGACCCGAUCCCGCCUACCUUGCCGAUUUCGACGCCGUCAUCACGACAUACUCGACCCUUGCAUCGGAGUACUCCAAGCAGAACAAGAGCAUCGUCAAUGCUGAGGCAGAAGACGACGACGACGACAGUAGCGACGGAGGAAUCGAGAUCGACGAGCGUGGGAUGCAGGUUCUGAAGCUGCCCAAGGCGAAAAAAGGUUUAAAGCGGAAAAAGAGUGGGAUCCCUAAUGGUGGAAUGGAGGUUUCGAGUGCGCUGCAGAGCAUCCACUGGUUCCGAGUGGUCCUUGACGAGGCCCACUGCAUCAAGGAGACCGGAACCGUUGGCAGCCGGGCAUCCUGUGAUCUUAUGGCUGAUCGGCGAUUGUGUCUGACGGGAACUCCGGUGCAGAACAAACUCGAUGACGUGUUUGCUCUGAUCAAGUUCCUGCGAUUGGAGCCGCUCGACGACAAGAAUGUGUGGACGGAGUACAUUGGCAGCCCCGUCAAGUUUGGACAAGCUCUUGGUGUAGCACGGCUGCAGAUGAUUAUGAAGUGCAUCACCCUGCGCCGCACCAAGGAAUCGAAGAAGCAGGACGGCAGCAAGAUUCUUGAUCUUCCUCCGCGGCGAGAUGAGCUGCGUUAUCUCAAGUUCGAUGAGCAAGAGCAGGACAUCUACGACCAGUUCUACCACGAAUCCAAAGCGGAGUUCGAGGACCUCACAGACAAGAACGAAGUGAUGAAGAAUUACGUGGGCAUCCUGCAGAAGAUUCUGCGUCUUCGACAGAUUUGUGACCACUGGGAGCUUGUCGAAGGCAAAGGUCUUGGGCAACAACCAGAUUCCGCCGCCUCCUACGAGGACAUCGUCGCUGAUGUGUACCGCGAUGGCAUCAAUCCGGCACGGGCGGCGGCCAUCUUCGCGAUCUUGCGAGAAUCGUCUACGACGCAGUGCGUCGAAUGCGGCGGUGAGCUGUACAACGGGAGCAGUGAUGUGGCCCAGGACAUGGAUACCGACGGCCCCUCUGGGUCCAAACGCACUCGCAAAACGAAGGGGACGACGUCGCGAGGCCCGACACGAGCGAACAGCCCGUCAGCAGCCCCCCGGCCGGUGCUCACGCGUUGUCAACACCUGUUCUGCAUCGAUUGCUAUCGGGCGUGCAUCUGUCCGGGAUGGCCGAACGUCCCGGCGGACACCCGCCGCUCGUGCUCGGCCUGCCAGACCGGCCUGAGUCCUCUGGAUGCGGUGGAGAUCAAGCCCGAUGCGGGCGAAACCACAGCAAAGAAGAAGCCCGCCAAACGGGAGAAGCGACAGAAAGGCGGCUCGUUGGAGAAUUUCCAUCCGUCGACCAAGGUGAAAGCCCUGCUGGGCGACCUCGUGCAGUUUUCUCGGGCCAACCCUUACUCGGGCAACUACGAGCCGGAUGCCGACGACGUGCAGAUGAUCGAUAACGAGGGCAACCGGUUGGAUGACGGCGUCGUCAAAACUGUCGUUUUCUCGCAGUGGACGUCGAUGCUUGACAAGAUCGAAGAUGCGCUUGAAGCCGCUGGCAUCCGGUAUGACAGAUUGGAUGGGACCAUGCGUCGAGACGAUCGAACACGUGCCAUGGAUGCCCUCAAGCACGACCCUGGUGUCGAGGUCCUUCUUGUCAGUUUGAAGGCUGGUGGGGUGGGUCUUAACUUGACGGCCGCACAACGGGUCUACCUCAUGGACCCUUACUGGAAUCCUGCCGUCGAGAACCAGGCCGUAGAUCGUAUUCACCGACUGGGUCAAACUCGUCCCGUGACCACAAUCAAGCUGAUCAUCGAGAACACGAUCGAAGCGCGGCUGCUCGAGGUCCAGCGCAAGAAGACGGAGCUUGCGAACAUGACCCUUGGCCAGUCGUACAGCAAGUCCGAGAUGAUGGCCCGUCGCAUGGAUGAGCUGAAUGAGCUGUUCGGGUGAUUGCUAAUGCAUAUAUCAUAUGUACAUGUCUCUAUAAUUCUGUCUUGCGCGUAUAAUUCAAUCUCAAAAUGCGAAAUGGGCCGCGUUCUUGCGCGUCCCAAAUAGAUA
Molecule: messenger RNA, 5093 nt
Organism: Mycena citricolor
Lineage: Eukaryota; Fungi; Basidiomycota; Agaricomycetes; Agaricales; Mycenaceae
Source: the annotation of a GenBank genome assembly